AUUCAUUGCAGCAUUUGAUUUCAUUUCUUUUUUCAAAAUUUUACCAUUUUUCAAUAAAUAAUCACACAUUAAAUAACCUCACUUAUCGCUAAAAAACACCUUCUCCAUUUCAUUCUCCCCUCGCCAAACCCUAAUUUUCUGCCUUACAUUAAAAUGAAGGGAGGAAAAUCUAAGGCCGAUUCCAGAAAGGCGGACAGCAGGCUUGCUGUGAAAAAGCAGACGAAGAAGGAGAAGCAAGCUGCUAAGGACCCCAACAAGCCGAAGAGGGCUGCAAGUGCUUUCUUUGUUUUCAUGGAGGACUUUAGGAAGCGGUACAAGGAAAAACACCCCAACAACAAAUCUGUUGCUGCUGUUGGUAAAGCUGGUGGUGAUGAGUGGAAGUCAAUGAGUAAAGAGGACAAGGCCCCCUUCGUUGCAGUUGCAGAGCAGCGAAAAGAGGAAUACGAACGACAAAUGAAGGCAUACAACAAAAAACUGGCUGGCGAGGAAGAUGAGGAGUCGGACAAGUCCAAAUCCGAGGUGAAUGACGAGGAGGACGAGGAGGGAAGCGGGGAGGUUAGCGUAAGUGAAGCUCGGUUUAUUCAUUCUUCUUUUGUGAAGAAUUUUGGGCAAACUUCUGUAACAAGAAGCCGGCUUUUGUUUCAAAAUUUUGUGCAGGAGGAAGAAGAAGAUGACGACUGAGUAAAGUUUGAAGAUGAAGAUGUUUGGUUGCAGUCGUAAUAUGUUAUCUACUGUAUAUGAAAUUCUCCUUCUCCACAACAUGAAUAGGGCCAAUCUUUUAGUUUUAGCCGCUGAUGCAGAGUUUUGAAUAUUUUUUUUAUUGCUGUGGAAGCCAUUUUCAAGCAUUAUUAUUGAGAUACUUUUUAGAGCCAUUUAUGAUCUGCCUUUAUUUUCUC
This is a messenger RNA of Salvia miltiorrhiza (redroot sage), 896 nucleotides long. RefSeq names its product HMG1/2-like protein. The transcript has 7 exons. NCBI's taxonomy places the organism in Eukaryota, Viridiplantae, Streptophyta, Magnoliopsida, Lamiales, Lamiaceae. Bases 154 to 681 code for a protein of 175 amino acids. The record is from RefSeq and is a predicted model, not a curated record.